Messenger RNA from Aspergillus fischeri NRRL 181, 681 nucleotides. RefSeq lists its product as uncharacterized. The record is from RefSeq and is a predicted model, not a curated record. NCBI's taxonomy places the organism in Eukaryota, Fungi, Ascomycota, Eurotiomycetes, Eurotiales, Aspergillaceae. The coding region runs from base 1 to 681 and encodes 226 amino acids. The transcript has 3 exons.
AUGUUCUUCGGGCCCCAUGAUCCAUUUGUCCAGACGCUUGUGGAAAAGGCCGUCGGGGAGGUGAAGCGUGCAUCAACUGAGUUUGGCCUGCCUUGCGAACAUAAUAGCCUUUCCAUGCGCAAGCAUAAGAAGGUGCUGAAAACUACCCUUCUGAACCUCGCCAGGCUCUCCACUCUUCUUGCACCAGUAGGAAUAUCAAUCCGAUUCCUCAACCAUUUGUGGGGUUGCAACGGUGACUCCGACAAUCUAUUAACUGCCGAAGCAGUUGAAGGGCAGUUUUCGGAAGUCUGGUUCUACGGCUUCUCAAAGUUGGGCACGACCCUAAGCAAGAAAAUCGUGCAGCCUAUGAUAAUUAAAAAGGCUGAAGAGCGUACGCUUAAAAGGCCCGUGAUUACAAUGAUCAUUACGGAUGGGGAGCCAUCCGGUGAGAGACGCGAAACACUAAGGGACACCAUCCAAUCCUGCAAACAAUCUAUGGCUCUCCAGUCGUACGGUAAAGCUGCCGCGGUCUUCGUUGUCUCUCGAAUUGGGAAUAGUACGGAUGCAGACAAGUUCAUCGGGGAGCUCCAAAGCGACAAAACCAUAGCGGAUAUGACCUAUUGCUCUAGAGAGGCUCUGGAUGAACAACAAGAGGUGUUUAAACAAUGUGGGGAUAACAAUAGAUACACAGGCCGGGUAUGA